Messenger RNA from Morchella importuna, 783 nucleotides. RefSeq lists its product as uncharacterized. Bases 1 to 783 code for a protein of 260 amino acids. Lineage: Eukaryota; Fungi; Ascomycota; Pezizomycetes; Pezizales; Morchellaceae. The record is from RefSeq and is a predicted model, not a curated record. The transcript is spliced from 2 exons.
AUGGCAUCCAACGCCGAUAGUCCUUUCGAGCCAUUCGAUGUGCAUCAUGGUGAUGCGAGGUUCACAAGAAUAGUCCGUGAACUGAAUGCGAGGGCAUUCUGUAGUCAGGAAGCGGCCAGAGGAACCACUUCCAUCUUGUCAGCCCCGUUUGUGCGAAAUUUCAUCGAUACGUUUAAAGCUCAGCCCAUUACCACUGGUGACCUGGUUCGGGCCUUAGUGAACUACAAUCAUCUUGCGCAUAAGCUUUACCAUUACUCUGACUCUCUUAUUUCCCAAGCUAUCUCUCUCCUCAACUUCUAUUUCCCUGAAGGAUCACCUUCACCGCCUGCCACACUCCUCAGCAAGGUCCCCCAAACUAUCACAAAUCAUAUAAAGUUUACCAAAUGGGGCGAUGGGUUACCUCCGGAUCCUGAACCAGCGCUUCCACAGGAAACAGUCCUUCUCAGACUGCGCGGGCUAUUCGCGGGUGUGGAGGCCCUAUGUGAGGUGAUAGAUGAAGUCCAACUUUGGGAUUUAUUUCAUUUUCUACCCAUUCUGUAUGGAUCCAACAUGGGGUUUCGGGUGACCAGUGCGUAUAUGGCAGCAAGAUGUGAGGAUGAUAUGGAUAGGAUGGUAGGAGCUGUGCAGAGAUGGCUAAGCGAAAGUAAUAUCGACCAGUAUGAAAGUAUAUUUCAGGAGCUUCAGUGGUUAAUGGAGCCUGAUUCCGUGACGAUACAGGUCGGUGUUGAUCGAUAUAGGAGGGGCAACAACCCAAGAAGAAGAAUGAGCUACCACUCUAAGUAG